UAAUUUCACCGGCAAAUCGUUUCAACGGCCUGCUUCCUCUUAAGCAGUCUAUCCUCCCGCCCUCCGAGCGACGCGUUGUUCCUGCUUCUCCGUUGCACGACCCGACAUGCGCUGAGCGCUCCCACGACAUGCUGGCCUCACUCCUUCGUCCGAAGAAGCGCCGGGUCUACGCGGAGCGUUCGCCAUUCUCGUCGCCGUACACCACUCGCGACUCGCCAUGGCCCUUUUUUCGGGACAACGGCCGACAAGAAGGUCCCGACGCGGGUUAUGAAGAGAUUAAUAUACAUAAUGGUGACAUUGAGGGGGCGGACACAGCAUCCGGGGAGGACGAUGCUGAUGAAGAAGACGAUGGUCCUAUUGAGUCCACUCCUUUACUUCCCAUCUUCUCUUCCUCACACCUGGACACCCUUCCGGUUUACGACAUUACCCAUGCCAUACGCCCCCUGAUUGUUGCGCGCUGCGAAACCACCCUUACUUGGGACCAAUUGCGGUCGCCUCAGAUCUCCCAGUUCCUGGUCAAGCCGAUCCAGCAGAAAAUACGCGCGUUGCACUUUUCUCGAGCCACGUUGUAUGCGCUGAUAACGAACUGCCUACAAUUCACAAAGGAGGUCCAUCUGAACCCGGGAAACAGCGGCGUGAGCCAGACCAGAGCGAUGGUCAGCGAGCUUCUUGCCAUUAAGCUGCUGAGAGAGUACUCCACGCGAGAAUUGAUCGACGCUCUGUCCUAUGAGUUCUAUCCCCUGAACGGCCAAACCCCGUCGGCGACUGCAACCUCCGCCCCUGGCUGGUAUCCUGCACCAGGAAGCAGGCGGCCGGGCAUCGCUCGUGUUUCCUGCCUCGAGGUGGCCAUCCGCGCCCAGGCGAAACGGUUCUUGUCACAUCCCCUCGUGGUACAGCAGCUGGAAGCAAUCUGGGCCGGGACAAUCGUCUUCCAUUCCGCAGCGGACAAUCUUCAUCGCUCGCCGGCGCAAAUUGCUCGCAGUGGGAGACCAUUAUACGGCACAGUCCCUGAUCCCGGUGCCUCUGAUGUGUCACCUCAUCAGAUACAGACCAAUGUUUCUGGGCUUCGGCGUUCAGUCACCAUUUACGAUCCAAGAGAUGCCUCCUUGUUCAAGCUUUCCCGGCUACGAGUGCCUCGAUACAGACAAUUCCUGUCGACUUUGUCAUUUGCGGUUCUGCUGGGGCUGUUUCUGGCUGUUUUGCAACAACGUCGCCUUGAGAUCACUCCACUAGAACUUGUGUUUUGGUUUUGGAGCGCUGGUUUCAUGCUUGAUGAGAUCGUCGGCUUCAACGAACAGGGGUUUAGUUUGUAUCUCAUGAGCUUCUGGAAUAUCUUCGACCUCGGGAUCUUGUUUCUCCUCUUCUGCUAUUAUUGUAUGAGACUUUAUGGCGCCGUCAUGCCCUAUACUCGCAACCAUAUCAUUGCCGACCAAGCAUAUGACAUUUUGGCCGCGAAUGCAGUUCUCCUCUUUCCACGACUUUUCUCUGUCCUUGACCACUACCGCUACUUUUCCCAGCUGCUUAUCGCGUUCCGGAUCAUGGCUUCCGAUCUCAUUGCGGUGUUCGUGUUGAUCAUCAUUGCUUGCAGCGGUUUCUUCGUCGCAUUCACGCUGGCCUUUGGCAACGGCGAAGAUCAUUCCCCGGGGGCGGUUGCAUAUGCCUUGUUCCAGAUGCUGAUGGGAUUUACCCCGACUGCAUGGACACUUUGGAAUGACUACAAUAUAUUGGGGAAGAUCAUCCUGACGGUCUUCCUCUUCAUUUGUCAUUUCGUUGUUGUCACCAUUCUCAUCACGGUCCUUACCAAUUCCUUCAUGAGUAUUGUGCAGAACGCCAACCAGGAACAUCAGUUUCUUUUCGCCGUGAAUACAAUCUCCAUGGUUAAAUCCGAUGCUCUCUUUUCCUACAUUGCCCCUUUCAACAUUCUUGCAUGGCUGAUUGCUCCACUGCGCUACUUCAUGUCCUUCAGAGAAUUUGUUCGGAUCAACCGCACCACUAUCAAGGCUACUCACCUUCCGAUCCUGUUUACCAUCUGUUUCUACGAAAAGAUGAUCUUGAGCUCCGGGGUCAUCGAAUCUACCGAUCUCAUAGAAUCGAGUCGAUCUGAAUCGGGAGGCCGCUUCCGGACUCGUCCCAGAUUCAGGUUCGGCUCACACGCUGCUCGCUUUGUACGAGAGCCAUCGGUGGCAACAUUUCAGAAGGAUCGUGCCCUGGACGAGGUGUUUCGCCAGCCUUUCCAUGAGGGAACAACUAGGCCCACAGCAAGGCUCAAUCGACAAGAGAGUCACAAUGUGGUCAACAAGUGGAUGCAAACUAUGGGCUCGGGAGUCAACCCUCCUGAUGAGCAGGACUCAGAUGAGGUUGAUCGCUUGGAGAGAAUGCCGAGAGGUCGGUCUGGGCUUCACCGGAGACUGACUAGGAGCUUGCGCGAUUUCACAGAAUCGAACCGUUCUGCCACCUCCAACCCGGAGUAUGUCCAGCACGUUGCCUCUUCUCCCGCGACGCCCCGUGAUGGCAGGGGCUUCUUAACUCCCGCUAGAACAAGACAGCUUUCGCGACAUACGGGCAUGGAGGGCGACGACGAGCUUACGAGCGAUGACAACGCAGAAUGGGCUGGAGAACAGGCCUUGGAUCCAGGACAGUCCGAGAGCGAUACUCCGAAGAUCGUAAAGCGCAGUCCUAUCAACACGCCUCCCAAAUUCUUCAGCUCCCGGCCGUCAACUGCACGACUCAAGUCCCGCAAGGCUAGUCCCAUUCGGCGGAUCAAGUACCACACGCGGAACUACUCGAGCGCCACCAUGCUAUACAACCCCGUCGCUUCGGAAAGCCAUGAUGAAGAAGACAAGGCGUCGUCAAGACCUGUCAGGUCAAGAGCGGAGACUCCUGGCCGUGCCGGCGAUGCCAUGGUCUCGACCUCUGCCGAUCAAUGGACCCUGCGAAGACACAGCACGGAUGGGGGCAGGCUUCGAACCGUGACGAUGCCCCGAUCCGACCCCAUGUCUGUGCCCGAUCUGGGCGGUUUCUCGGUGCACGACUCACACUUCCGAAGACGCCUACAAGAGACCAUUCUAGACGGCUUGGGCUCAGACCUGGGAGACAACAAGGCAAUUGCCAACGGCUUCUUGGGCGGCGUCCCCUCCAGUCUGACCACUCAAAUGGCUUACGCGACAGGCAACAUCAGACGACCUGACAGCCCUGGUGGUAACCAGGAUAUGCUCAGCAAGCUUGUCCUGGCCCGGAUGAACAACAUCGAGGAAGGCUUCCGUGAGGUGAUCAAAGAAGUCAAAGACCUCCGACGCGGAGGCACCAGCCGCAGCCAAAGCCGGCCUGACGAACAGCGCAACGCACCGCGAGAGAAAAAGAAGCGCCGCGCUGAGAAGAAGGAAUCGCGAAAAAGCAGAGCAAGCAGCGACGGUCAAUGGUCAUCUGACGAAUCGCGCGGAGGGACCGGACCCAGGGACGAGGCGAGAUAAAGCCCAUGUUGGUUGGGGAGGACGCUUAUGAGCGAUGAAUAAUGCUGCAUUUGAACGCUUGUGUAUUUUCUCUGUUGUUUCUGUGUUGUAGAAUCUUUGGGUUGGCUGUCUCAAGACCUUUUUUUUUUUUUCAACAAUGUUG
Aspergillus heteromorphus CBS 117.55 is the source of this 3612-nucleotide messenger RNA. Its product is annotated as ion transporter. Gene Ontology annotation, molecular function: monoatomic ion channel activity. Gene Ontology annotation, biological process: monoatomic ion transport; transmembrane transport. NCBI's taxonomy places the organism in Eukaryota, Fungi, Ascomycota, Eurotiomycetes, Eurotiales, Aspergillaceae. The transcript is spliced from 3 exons. The record is from RefSeq and is a predicted model, not a curated record. Bases 129 to 3470 code for a protein of 1113 amino acids. Gene Ontology annotation, cellular component: membrane.